ACACGUGUCUGAGUUGAGUUACUUCGAAGACACGCUGUUUAAUUUUAUAUUUGAAACCUGUUAUGUUUAUUGGGGCGAUCAUGGUUUAAAUGUUAAAUAAAAAGAUAUGAAAUGUAACCGCAUUUAAAAAAAAUAUCUAAUACAUACCAUAUAGAAGCACAUUUACACUUAUUGGAGGACCCUUCUAAACUACCAAGCAGUUUCAUCUACAAACAUGUCCAGUCUCGCUGCCAAAUAUGACUACUUGGAGAAGUUGACCCGCAAAAGCUACUAUUCUGAAGAUCAGAAGCCGAAGAAGAGAAGUUAUGUUCCUUUUCGUGGCAGGGAUGAGAGUAAAGGUGGUCCACAGAAGAAGAAGCAAAGGAACACCCAGGAGCAUAGAAAAGGACGUAAUAAGAACGCAAAUUACAGGAAGCCAUAUCCAAAGAAUAUUUAUAAACCAGCACAAAAGCAAAGCACUACAGCUGUACAGAAUGCUGACCAGGUCAAACUUCAGCAUGGGAAGCAAGAGAUGAAGCAGAAGACUGAAGGUACAGUAUCAGAGGAGUUUAAUGCAGUGGAUAUUUUAAGGAAGAGACUUCAUGAGAAGAUCGAGGCAUCUCGGGGACAGGGCACAGCAAAAGAUCCCUCCUCAGAGGAAGUUCAGAAACGGCGAGCAAAACGAAAACAGGAGAGGGAGCGCAAGAAGAGGAAAAGGAAAGAAUUCCUCUUGAAGAAGCUGGCGGACAGUGCUUCCAUAGAGGUCAAAGUAGAAAGCGAAACAGAACCGAUUCCCGUGCCUCAGGUUGAUCCUGCAACAAAACAAAACCAACCUGCCAAAAAAGAUACGAGCAUCAUUGUCUUCAAUAAGGUAGAAGUAGGGGAGGAAUAUGUGGACAAAGCUACCAAGUUAAAGGAGAAGAAGAAAAGGAAGAACAAAGGAACUCUUACUCCACUCACAGGCAGGAACUACAAACAGCUUUUGUCCCGAGUAGAGGCUAGGAAAGCCCGUCUUGAGGAGCUGAGAGAUAAGGAUGAAAAGAAAGCCAAGAAAGAGGAAGAAAAAAUGAGGUGGACCAACGUCCUUUACAAGGCUGAAGGCUUGAAGAUCAAAGACAAUGAAGACCUACUGCGUGCUUCUCUGAAGAGGAAGGAGAAAAUGAAGACACGGAGGAAGAAGAAAUGGGCAGAAAGAAGUCAGCAUGUGUUGGAGAAGAUGCAGCAAAGGCAAGAUAAAAGACGAAGAAACAUACAGAAAUCCAAGCAGAACAAGAUGGAGAAGCGCAAACAGAGAAUCAGGAAAAAGGGCAGGGUGCUGCCUGAGGAUCUAAAAAAUGCUGCUGUCUAGAGUGUGGAAAUGAAAUGAACUGAGAGAAUUAAGUGAAAUGUAACAAACAGAAAAACUCGACAAGUAAUGCCAUGAAUUCAUGUAAAUAUUAGAUUACUUCAGUGAACCUCUUUUAUUUGUAAUAGUGGUGUCAAUACCACACUGAAUAAGUUGAUCAAUUAGGGUAAUUACAGAAACAUGUAAAGUUUGGGAGACCAUGAUAGGAUUGACUAUGUGCUUUUCUUACUGUCUGUAUUGAUGUGCUUAUUGAAUUUUCUCUUUAGCAGAAAGGGUUGGCGUGUCAGCCUUCUCUGUAUCUUUGUAUUUCAAUAAAUACAUUGUGUUUA
Silurus meridionalis is the source of this 1653-nucleotide messenger RNA. It is a transcript of the gene surf6, whose product is annotated as surfeit 6. Gene Ontology annotation, molecular function: DNA binding; RNA binding. NCBI's taxonomy places the organism in Eukaryota, Metazoa, Chordata, Actinopteri, Siluriformes, Siluridae. The transcript is spliced from 5 exons. The coding region runs from base 215 to 1327 and encodes 370 amino acids. Gene Ontology annotation, cellular component: nucleolus. The record is from RefSeq and is a predicted model, not a curated record. Gene Ontology annotation, biological process: ribosomal small subunit biogenesis; ribosomal large subunit biogenesis.